ACAAACAAGACAAGGGACCAUCGACUGUUUCGGCAAGCAGAAGGCACCCCGCCAUUUCCUUGUUUUUAGGCCUACUCUUCCGCUGUUUUGGUUGAUGUUCGCCAAAGAUUUGUGCAGUGUAAACAGCGAAUAUCUGAUGAUGAAACUUGUUUAAAAUUAAAAUUCUUUAAGAUGGAAGAAACGGCAGGUGACAACCUAGGGUCUGGGAAACCAAGAAUAAUGGUUUUCCGGCCCACAUAUGAAGAGUUUAAAGAUUUUGCUCAGUACAUCAAGUAUAUGGAGUCGAAAGGAGCACACAAAGGAGGAAUAGCCAAAGUAGUAGCUCCCAAAGAAUGGGUUCCAAGAAAAUCUGGUUAUGAUCUCAAGGACAUUGAUGUAACAAUACCUGCUCCUAUUUGCCAAGUUGUCAAUGGAAAGCAAGGCCUAUACCAACAAUAUAAUAUUCAAAAGAAGGCAAUGACUGUCCAGGAAUUUCGUGAAAUGGCUGACUCAGACAAAUAUGGGACUCCAAGACACCGUGAUUAUGAAGAUCUAGAAAGGAAAUAUUGGAAGAACAUCACCUACAACCCACCAAUCUAUGGAGCAGAUGUCUCUGGAACCCUGACUGAUCCAGAUAUAACUGUGUGGAAUAUAAAUAAGUUAGGAACAAUUUUAGAUUGUAUUAGUGAUGAGUAUCACAUCAGUAUUGAUGGUGUAACUACUGCCUACCUUUAUUUUGGCAUGUGGAAGACAACUUUUGCUUGGCAUACAGAAGAUAUGGACCUAUACAGUAUAAACUAUUUACACUUUGGAGCUCCAAAAACCUGGUAUGCAAUCCCACCGGAGCAUGGCCGUCGAUUGGAAAGACUGGCUGAUGGCUUUUUUCCUGACCAAAAAUCUUGUCCAGCCUUUCUUAGGCAUAAAAUGUCAAUUAUAUCACCUCAAGUUUUAAGACAUCACUCUAUUCCUUACAAUAAGAUAACUCAAGAAGAAGGGGAAUUCAUCAUAACUUUCCCCUUUGGUUAUCAUUCAGGAUUUAAUCAUGGAUUUAACUGUGCGGAGUCAACGAAUUUUGCUUCAGAGCGAUGGGUAGAAUAUGGAAAGAGAGCUUCUCAAUGUUCUUGUAGGGAAGAUAUGGUCAAGAUAAAUAUGGAUUUAUUUGUCAAACGAUUUCAACCAGACCGCUAUGACAUGUGGAAAGAGGGUAAAGACUAUGGUUGCCAUCCUGAAGACCCACAUCAUCAUAAGCCUGCACCUCAUCCUGAUCCUGAAUACCUGAAGAUAAUGAGAGAGUUAGGAAAAGAAUCUCCAAAGAAGAAUCCCAAGCGACAUCCAAUACACAGGAAAAAAAGUUGUAGUGGUACUGAUGCCAAAAAUGAGGAUGAUGUCAAACAAGAAUGUGAAGAUGAGUUUAAAGGAGGCUAUGACCUUGACAAUAGCUGUUUUAAUAAGCCACCAUGCAAGGUAGAAGAGCAACCCGCUGACCGUUUGGAACAGUGUGAAGGUUACUUUGAACCUGAUGUUGAAGUAUAUCCUGAUGAUGGCUUGACCGAACUGUAUGAGAAGGCUGGAGAAAUUGAAUAUGAGCGAGGAGAUCAUGAGUACAGCUAUCGCAGGGAUAUACGAAAAAGGCCAGAGCUAGAUGAAGAUUGGACUUUUGACCAAGAGGAGCCCAAGCGCAAGGCAAAACGCCCAGCCCCCAGGAUCCUGAAACAUCCUGCUGCUGCCAUUUCAUCCCCUGCAAAAUCAUCUGGAGUUGGAGGAAACUGGGUACCCCAUGGCCCUAAAGGCAGAGCAGUGACAGUGCAAAAUUCAGUUCUAGUUGGCAGCAGCGGUGUUUCAAAAGUUGUUCAAGCUGGAGUUAAAAAAGGUAAUAUGCCACCAAUAACUGUAGGCGAUGGUAGUGUUCAGAUUCGACCAGUGAGUGUGACAGGUCAAGUUCCCCAUCUUGUUACGAGUCCAGCAGCCACAACGAAGGUGGGUGGUAGGAUGACCCAGACACAGGUGCGACCUAGUCUCUCUAUUGUGCAUAAAAAUGGAAACGUAUCAACCGGAAAAGCUGCUAUAAAAGCCAUGCUGGGACAACCACGCCAACAGACUUCUGCAAAGAACCCUCUUGCAGCCUUAAGCAAAAACAUGAAGAGUAACGCAUUGUCAGUGAGUCUACAACGGGUUGACGCUCAAGGCCGUAAGGUUGUACAUGCUUUACCAGAAACAGCAGUGCGGGCAGUGGCAUCACGACCAUACUUAGUGAGACCUGGUGCUCAGAUAAUUCGGACUAAUGCUGUGAGACCUCAAGCAGGACUCGUUCGACCUCAAGGAGGACAAAUGUUACGUGCAGCGCAGGCUGUGAGUUUGAGGCAGAAUGCCCCCAAGACUUUAAGACCUGUUUCAGUUCAAGCUCAACCUCGUGGAGCUGGCCCUCUGAAUACAAGAGGACCUCAUCCGAGGAUUAUUGUCAGACAAGCUCCAUCAGCAACAUCCAUAGCAGCCAAACCUUUGCAAUCAUCACCUUCUGCAUUGGCCAACAUGUUGUCUGGAGCACCAGCGAGUACAUCUCAAGCAAAUCAACCUAAUAUGCAUCUAGUUGAGAAUAACUCUAGAAGUUUUCCUGGGCCUGCAACACCAGAACCUGUGAAUGUCCCUGCAACAAUUGCCUUCACUCCGCCAGCAUCACUUCAAUCAACUGCAGCAACGAAUGCCCAGGCCAAUUGCAGCAGGAUCCCUCCUCCAUUGAGUGAUAAUCACCACCUUCCUCAAGAGACUGUGCCAUACUGCUUAGCAACUAGCCAUCUUAGCCCCCCUGUCUUAUAUUCACAAGCUCAUUCAGUCAAUUCCUUGCCAUUGCAAUCUCAUCAAGAUAUUUCUAAUCCCCUCCUUUGUCCAGUACCAUCACCCCAAACCAUCUCAUCACUUGAACGCACACCUGUAACCCACCCCCAUUUGUCAUCAGACAACACCUCUCCUACCUCAUAUAAUCCCUUAGCUGCUCACCCUGGGCCUGGAGGCUCUUCCCAACUAAAUUGUCCACCAGGGCAAAUGUCAAUGUCACCUCUUUCUAAUGUUGCACCUCAAAGCUUACAUCCUGUACCUGUAUCACCAGUUCCUCAAUUCGGGAAUUGCAUGCCCCGGCCCCCGUUACCUCCCAUGUCCUCUUUAACGGGAUCAUAUCAAACAUAUCCUUAUCCAGAACCAUAUGACCCAUCAUUUGUCUACACUACUACUGCUGAUGUUUCUUCAUCGCACUCAUCGGUACCCAUGACAUCUCAAGUCUCGCAUACCCUACUCCCAAAUGAAUCUCUACCGCUCCCUGUGGCUGGCUUUUCCUCUCCUGGCUCCCUGCAGGCAGGGGCUCCUGAACAUUUACAGUACCUCCACACAGGAGUGGACAAGACCACUGCCACCAGCAUGCCAGCUGGACUGUGCAGCCAACAAAUUGCUACAGCUCUUCCACCCAGUAUUCGACCUAAUGCCACUGCUGGUCCCACAACAUCCCAAUUCGGAGUUGGACCUUACACUGGGCAGCCAGCUUACAUGUCCCACUGUGCUACAGCAUAUGUGGCUUACAAUGAUCAUCCUUAUUCAUUAGACACUGCGCCAGUCCUAGUUCCAUCUAUUUUACCGGAUGGAACGAAUCAAGAUGAAUACAAUUUGGAUCUAAAUGGGUACCAAGGCAUGCCUCAUCUCACCCUUGCCGAAGAACUAGGACCACCUAGUGAAGAGCUGGAGCAAGACAAAAUUGCACCCCCACACUUGGAACCACAGCUCGAUACAGUCAUGCUGACUCAAGGCAUCACAAUGGCCCCCAUACUAUCAAGUCCAGGGCCUCCGCCACAGCACACCACAGGCUCUUCUUCCAACUCUCAGCCACCGUUUCUCACACCUCAGCUUACCAAGAUUCAACCUGAGCAAUCUUACCUGUGGUGAAGCUCACUUUCUUCCUCUGAGUUCAGACUUCAGAUACAAUCAACUAUCUUAAGUAGAUUUUGACACUUUGGUGAUGUUAAUCAAGGUGUGUUUUAAAAUUUUUCUCAUUAAUUAUCACUAUUGUAUUUACCUCAUAUUGAGGUCAUUUUACCUGCCAUACUUGUGCACAAACUUUGUCCUGAGCUGAAUCAAGUCAUUUAAUGUCGCAUCUACCAAAGUCCUCACUCUGGAGAGUACAAAUCAUCCUUUUUUUUACUAGCUUCUUAGGGAAGUUUGUAAAACUGCUAUUUGGUGUUUACUAAAAUUAUUACACUCUUGUAGACCUCUCAGCGGUAUAUGUAGUUGUUUGUGUUAGAUCUUUGAAUGGUUUGUUCUUGUGGCAUAUUUGUGUAGGCAAGAUUAACAAAUGUUCAAAAUAAAAUAAAAUGAACAUUGUACAUAAGUGUUAAAAAAUAAUUAAAUAAAUUAUGGUUUGUUGAAUAAUCUGCUCAACCACCCAUGUUAAUGUAAUCUUCUCCUAUGCUGAUGAAAGCUAAAUCUACUGGCUGUGACAAGAUUGGAUUAGCUACAUUAAUUGAAAAUGUGCUGAUCCAAAUAAAGAAUAGUUUUAUACCCAUGACUAUCAAAGAGAUUCUUUUGAUAAGGAUGUGGGUUUGUUAAUGAAGCUGAGCAUGCUUGGCAGAGAACUUCAGUUGAAACAUACAAUUUUGUUUUAGCCUUUGUUCUAUUCAUGGGAUUAGAUUUACACCUAAGUCAAGUUGGUUAAUUGGUUUCUUUCUUGUAGUACUGUUUUUUUUUCUUUUGUUUGAUUAUAUUUUGUUUUUACCAAUAAAGUGAAUAAUUAACUAAAAGGCAUUCAGGAUCUAUAAAGUAAAGAGUGAUUCUAGUGAGACUUCUAGUAAAACAUGCCUUGUUCGAUUUUCAUUUAUGUCUUUACAGAAUGUUUCGUAUUUAUUUUUCUCCCGGUUUUACAGUUUCUUUGUACAUAGAACAAAAUGUAAAGGGUUUGAAUCAAUUUUCUACUUUUUGAUGAGCUAACGUGUUUUAAACUUUGUUCAUAUUCUUUUAUCUUUCAUAGUUCAGUAUGCCCUUCCAGCAUAAUUGCUUCAAUAAAAGUCCUUACCCUAUACUCUCUGUGAAAUUGGCUGUAAACACGAUAGAUCAUUUACUUAGUGGCAUGGUGUGUUAUUCUAACUUACGUAUGUUGAUAACACAACAAUGUUGUAUACUGCUUCUCAAAAAACUGUCAUGAAACUUCUUUAUUUUCAUUUGGAAAAAUUGUAUUAAAAAUUUCUGCAGUAGAUAGGCAUGCUCUGCACGUAUGUCAUCAGAGUUCAAAGAUUCACACUGAUUUACUUGAGGUUACUUUGUUCACACCUUGCACUUCUCAGAGAUUGUGGAUUGUAGAUGUGAAACUUCUUAUAGUUCCAUGGAUUAGAAUAUUUAUCAGUAUUAAGGCUAAUGCUAAUUUGUAUAGAUAUUUAUUGAAACUUUACAAAAAAUAAGAAAGUUGCAACCAGCUUAAAUUAGAUCAAUUUACGUCACUAAUUAUAUUAGGUAUGAUGCUAUCAAGCUAGAGAAGUGCAUGUCUGUACUGUCUUUGUUUUCAACAUGUCAGCCCGUCAUUUAUACUUCUUUUAUAAUAUAAUUUGCAUUUUAUAGUUAAGAAAGUUGGUUUGUUUUUCACCUAACUGUAAUUGUAUAGCUAGCAGAGCUGGCAACCAGUCCUAAGCCACCAAGUGCCGACUUGGUUUUUUUUUCUUAGCCCACUCAUUUGAAUAUGUAUUUGGUAUGUACUUAUCUAACCUGAUACCUUCACUUUACAGAUUUUACUUAUCAGUUGAACAAAGAAAAUAAAUCUAUUCUAGAACUA
Messenger RNA from Thrips palmi, 5779 nucleotides. Its product is annotated as probable lysine-specific demethylase 4A. Gene Ontology annotation, biological process: chromatin remodeling. The transcript is spliced from 12 exons. The coding region runs from base 172 to 3906 and encodes 1244 amino acids. Lineage: Eukaryota; Metazoa; Arthropoda; Insecta; Thysanoptera; Thripidae. The record is from RefSeq and is a predicted model, not a curated record. Gene Ontology annotation, molecular function: histone H3K36 demethylase activity; histone H3K9 demethylase activity. Gene Ontology annotation, cellular component: nucleus.